AUGAUGGCGUGUUCCUUGGAGCAGGCGUUGGCUGUGAUGGUCUCUACCUUCCACAAAUACUCGGGGAAGGAAGGGGACAAGUUCAAGCUGAGCAAAGCGGAGCUGAAGGAGCUGCUCACCAGGGAGCUGCCUGCUUUCGGCACCAAGCAGAUGGAUGAAGGGGAGUUCCGGCGCCUGAUGAACGACCUGGACCACGACAAGGACAGCGAGGUGGACUUCAAGGAGUACGCCUGCUUCCUGGCCUGCGUGGCCAUGGGCUACAACGAGUUCUUCCGCGAAGCCCAACGGCCCCGCAAGAAGUGA
Messenger RNA from Centrocercus urophasianus (Greater sage-grouse), 303 nucleotides. RefSeq names its product protein S100-A4-like. The coding region runs from base 1 to 303 and encodes 100 amino acids. Gene Ontology annotation, molecular function: calcium ion binding; transition metal ion binding. The record is from RefSeq and is a predicted model, not a curated record. The transcript has 2 exons. Gene Ontology annotation, cellular component: cytoplasm. NCBI's taxonomy places the organism in Eukaryota, Metazoa, Chordata, Aves, Galliformes, Phasianidae.